Zea mays is the source of this 1176-nucleotide messenger RNA. RefSeq names its product proline-rich receptor-like protein kinase PERK4. The coding region runs from base 628 to 918 and encodes 96 amino acids. The record is from RefSeq and is a predicted model, not a curated record. The transcript has 2 exons. NCBI's taxonomy places the organism in Eukaryota, Viridiplantae, Streptophyta, Magnoliopsida, Poales, Poaceae.
AGGACUAAAGUGAAUUAAAUCUUUUUUAUUUCUUUACUAAGGCGUGCACACAUCGCGUUCUGCCAUCGCUCCCCGCCCCGCAGCCAGCCGCCCCGCAGCCAGCCGUCCCGCCCCGCAAUCCCCGCCCCGCCCCGCAAUCCCCGCCCGCAAUCCGCUGGUAGGUGCUCGCCGAUGGAAGGUUAUCAGGUCCGCUGCCGCUGGAAGGUGCCCGCCCCGCAGCAGAGAAUGGAAGGUCCUCACGCCCGCACGCUCGCUGGAAGGUCCUUGAUUGAGCUGAUAAUGGAAGGUCACCAUACACGGAUGGAGGACGCGGAUGGAAGGUCCGUGGCCAAAUCCGAUUUGCCCCCUCGCCCGCGAGAUGCCGCCGCCCACCGUGCCCGCGAUUCCGCCCCAAUCACCUCUGGUUCUCAAGUAUGGGGAGGAAGGGAAGGUGGUGGAGCGAGUGAACCUCGCCACUCGGCAGCUGCGCCUACUGCCGAAGCCCGUUGUCCGGAUCUGCGGUCUCCUCGCGCUCGACGUCUCCCGCGACCAGCUAAAGGUUAGAUACUCGUCUCCCCCGACCUAGGGCAGGGGCUGUAGGCGAUAGUCGAGCGCGCCGGAGCAGGCAGCAGGCCAACAACCCAGCAGAUGGGGGAAGCAUCAAGGAGGGUCGUGCACCGUCGUCGACGACCCGCUUCUUCCCCGAUGCGGAGGCUGCGGGGCAACUACGACCCCGUGGAGAUGGCGCGCAUGGCCGCCAGCGCUGCGGCAGCCGUGCGCCACUCGGCCAAGAAGCGCCCCAAAAUGAGCCAGAUCGUGAGGGCACUCGAGGGGGACAUCUCGCUGGAGGACCUCAACGACAACGAGGGGGUGCGGCCUGGGCAGAGCAUGGCGUUCGUCCAUGUGCUGCUUAGUAGGUUCUACUGUUUCCUACAAUAAAAAUCACUUCCCUAUUACUUGAGAUAUUUUAGAGUAUUUGUGUGUUUGUCAAAUCUGUUAUGAUGGUCAGUGUUGGCCUCCUUAUAUUAGGCGGGCCUGCUGUAGGAGACAUAAGGUCAAGAUGUUUGAGAUAGUCUGAUGAAAGUAUGAUAAUUCUUUCAGUUUAAAAUUUGCUGGGACAUCAUUUGCUGAUUUGCCUAUUGAUCCUUCAAAGGCAAAGCUAGAAUGGCAGCAAUGUGUUCCUUUUUUGCAGAUCAA